AUGGAAGAUGAAACCAAAAUCGAAAAGUUAUUUUGGCAGAUUUAUCGUAAUGUUACCUUGAAUAAAAAAAUUUUUCAAAGCCUUGUAUGGGACAGAAAUGACAAUUUAAAUAGAGAUUAUUAUAGAUACAACUUUAUUGAAAACCAAAUCAAAUUUAAAUAUAUCAAUUCAAUGGAAUGGAUGGUUAAGAGGGGUGAAUUUCAACUUUUAUUAUGCAAAAUCAAAGCCAAUGAAUAUAUAUCUAUGGUUAACAAAUCAUCCAUGGGUGAAUUUAUUCAAAGAUUCAACAAACAUGUUGAUAAUCAAAUAUUACAAGAAUUAUUCAAUAGGUUUAGAGGUGAAGAAAAAUACAAUAAAAUAUUAAUAGAGGUUUUUAACAAUAAAAAAGACAACCUUUUAGGUUUUUGCAUCAACAAUAAUUUUGAACAUCUAUUCAGUUAUUUGGUAAAUAAACCAUUAUCGAUUAAAAUAACCAAAGAUAAUUUAUCAAGUUUAAUAUUAAAAGAAAGUUUUAUUAAAAUAGUAAUAAAAUUAUAUAUAAAAAAUAAAAACUUCGGAUCAAUAAAAAAAUCAAAAAUAAAAAAGAUAAAAGAAAAUUUCCAAGGUUCAGUGGUCCACAAGCUAAUAGAUUAUUAUUGUGUCUUAAAAGAAGGGGAAAGUGGUAAUGAAGAUAUCGAGCAAAAGAUUGAUGAGUUAGAGGCAUGUGAAGUUACAACUACUGAUACUAAAUUAAAUUCAAAUGCUCUGGUCGAGGGGUUUAGGGAUUGCAAAGGAUGCGAGGUUAGUUUAUUUGCAGAGGCCAUUCUAAAAUGCGAUAUUGGAGUAUUCCAGUUUCUAUUAGAUUCUUUUCCAUUUAUUAAACUUGUUAAAAUCAAUAAAGAUCUAUAUGACACUUUAAUAGAUCAGUCAGGAAAUGUGUUUUUUACUACAGGUUACAGCGAAACCAGUCUUUUAAAUGCAUUAGAGUUUUGGAUUAAACAAUUUAAAGAAAGAGAUUCAACAUAUAAACUGCUUUGUAAUAGAAUGGUGGAUUUUUAUUUUGGCACAUUUAUCGGUCUAAAAGAUGCAAAGAUUGAAAGUUUGAUCAAAUAUUAUAAAUUACUGGCUGCUAAUGGUUUAAAAUCAAGACAUAUCACUUAUCACUCGUUUCAUUACCUUCGUCUCAAAUCAAUUAGAUUGUUCAAGUAUUUAAUGCAAAGACCAUACUUUUAUAGAAUUAGAAUUAGGUAUACUCAUUCAAUUAAAUCAUUUCCCAAUAUAGACACCCACAUACCAGAUUCAAAUCAGUAUAUUUAUGAAGGCGAUUAUAGAGAAAUAGUUCGGUGCGUUGAAGCUGGCGAUAGCUGUGAUUUAAAUAUAAAAAUAGCAAAGAUAACGGAUUUUAGCAACUUUCAAGAAUGUGAAAAUGAUGGUUAUGAAAAUUUAAAAGAAAAGGUUUAUGACUUUAGAAGGUAUUUCAAACCAAGCAAAUAUACAAUCGAUUUUAUUAUGGACACAAGCGAAGAUCAGUUGUUGGAGUCUCUAAGAGAAGAUGUUUCAUAUAAACCAACAGAAAAAAUGGCAUAUUCAUACCCCAGAUACCAGUCCAUUAGCCACUUGCACGAUUUCAAGUUUUAUUUAGAAACUAAUAGACAAGACAUAUUCUUUACUCAGUUAAAGUUGUUACAAGGUAGAAAAUCAAUUGAUAGUUUAAUUUCAAUUUACCAGUUUUUAAUCGACGGUGAUGAAAUAUACCAAGAGGAAGAGGAUUGUGUUAAUGAUAGAAACCUACCCCAUAAACCCCAAUGGGCAAUUCAAAACUAUGGUCUUUCAUUAGUGGCAAUGAUCAUCAGGGCAAUGGAUAUUCACUCAAUUGAUGCCAUCAUUGAAAUUUGUUCAGAGAUUCAAAAGGAUUUAAUUAAAAGAUUUUACUAUGAAUCAAUCAAAGAAUCAAGAUUAGACGUACUCGAUCAUAUAGUUUCAAAAUAUUACAAUAAAGAAAAUUUAAUAAUCCACAUAGAGUAUUUAAAUAUUGAUCUUUUUCAAAAUAGCAAUCCAAAAAAUAUACCCCCACUUAAUAACCAUCACUUUAUUAUAAAUUAUCUAAAAGAAAAAAAUAUACUUUUGUUUAAAACAAAAAAAAUUAAAAAUAAAUAUUAA
Dictyostelium purpureum is the source of this 2139-nucleotide messenger RNA. RefSeq lists its product as uncharacterized. The record is from RefSeq and is a predicted model, not a curated record. The coding region runs from base 1 to 2139 and encodes 712 amino acids. Lineage: Eukaryota; Evosea; Eumycetozoa; Dictyosteliales; Dictyosteliaceae. The transcript has a single exon.